GUUCCCGAAAUUAAAUAGAACUUAUAUGUAUCUGCAACUACAUAGGUAAUUUAAUAGGCAUUGCGUGUCUUUUCAGGUCAUUUUCUUCUUACCUAAGUAUAUGAAAGCUGACCUGGGACAAUUUUCUGCUAACGUGAUAGCAUCUAAUCUUUCAAUCGAAAAGAUGGUCAUGACUCAUGUUACUUAUAGUGACUUGUCUUUGUAAAGUUUUUAUUUUUUAAUGUGUACAUAAUUAUAUUUAGUUAUUAUUUUUUUAAUGUGCAUAUUUUGUAGAAUACUUUUAACUAUCUCAGAAUAUAUUAACAUAUUUAACAGUUAAACUGUCUACCGAUAUAUGAAUAUUAAAUUGACAUUCAAAACUAUCGAUUUCCACAAAUGCGGGCUCGUUAACAAAAGCUCACAACUACACUCAUUUCAAUAUAUUUUUCAAGUCGUAAGUGUAGUGACCAGACUAUGGACUGGAGUGAACUACGAUAACAUAUACAACCACCUGUGUUUAUAUCCAUCGAUUGGUCAGGGGCGGUGUGGCUUACUAUUCGAUCAUUAACCCAGUUGAGUAUAGCAAGGCGGCGCGAGCGGGCACGCCACACGCGGCAGUCCACCACGAUGCAACUGCCCGAGACGCCGCCGCCGCCCCUUGCACCCCUCUGGGACCGCGUCUUACGAGCCCGUGCCUUACCUCCAGAUCUUGACGUGCAACUCCUCUAUACAGCUAUCAAAGAUCGACUCACACACCCGGAAUGGGAAGUACGGUUGCAUGCGUUACGCGUCCUUGCUGAUCUGCUACCGCUCUCGAAUAAUGCUCUCUCCUUCCCCUUUGAUCAAGUGAUCGACAAUCUUGGAUAUAGCUCGCCGAAUGUAAGAAAAGCCGCGUUGGACGCUUUGAAGGUAUUUUGCACGCAUUGCGAAGAACCGGAAUGUGCAUCACGUGCUAUAUUAGACAAGUGUUCCUACAAUAACAUACGACCCCAUUCCGCUGAUAUCAACUUCAAAAUAAAUGUCGUGACGGGAUUAAUACUUUCGAUACCGGCCCUCGUCGGUAUUUUGAAAAGAAGGUGCAGAGACCUUGACCUGUACCCUAUAUUUGAAGAUUUAGGUCAAAAGUUAUUUGAUCCAGUUCAUCGAGACGUGGCUCUAAGAUCAUUAAUGAAACUGCGUCGCGUGUGUGGACCACGUGACUAUAUGUUGCUGUUUUCCAGACUAGAUUCGAGGAUACAGGAAAAAUUUCGGUAUUUGUGUGAAAUUUACGACGAAGACUCAAUGGAUGUUUAUUACGCUCCGAGAAGACCACGCACUCAACACUUAAUGCAAAUUAAUCGUAUUUUAAAUAAUUCAACAACAAUACCUCUUAACUUUUCGACUGACUCCUCAUCGGAAUCUGAGACGUAUAGGAUUCCAUUGAACAAUAACAAUUUUGCCAAAGUGAUUAUUGAAACAGAAAUAAAGUUUGAUUCAGAUACGGCGAUUACUAUGACUGUUUUAGAACAAAAUGAAACUGAAUCUGAUAGAAAUAAUGGCAGUGAUGAAGACUGUGAUAGUGAUGAUAGAAUGUUUUUAAAAUAUAGUGAAGUUGAGUCAGAAGAAGAUUCUGACGUGGUGGUGAAGAAAGUUCGUUUUGGUGGUGAAAGUGUUAAAAUACGGACGCCGGAUAGUGAUAAUUUGUUAAAUAGUGAAGAUGACAUCAAUCAAAACAGGCAUUCCGAUUUGAUAGACAAAUCCGCGGUAUCAGAACAACCUUCUAUUUUGAGUAAAGCAAAAGAAUUAAAAAAAGAAUCGAGAAUCGAUGAAAAAGACCGAACGUUGCCUAAGAAAAGUGGAAUACCAUUGCCAAUUAUAAAUAAAGGAAAUGGGCUCAGUAAUGGUAAGACCAAUACGCUAAAAUCUAAAUCCCUAAGUGAAUUGUAUGAUUAUUUUAAAUACGGUAAGGAAAAUGCAAAACCGAAGGAUCGAUCGGGAUUUGCGUUGACUCUUACCGAUGUGAGGUCUCCUGAAAAGGUGCCGAGUCCAGUUGAAGUUCAUAGAGAGGUGGAAGUUUUACAUAAUUUACAAAGGAGUCCUACGUUAUCUCCAAGACGACAGCAAACCCGAGUGAGUGUAGAGAAAAAUGGAUUUGUUCUCAGUCUAAUCGCCUCAUCUCCCCCUGAAUCCUUGAUGUUAUCUCCGCGGCCGUCUUCUCCUCUGAAGACGCAAUAUGAAUGGGAGACUCUAGGUAUUGUGCCUAAGCAUGUAGCAGAUCAACUGCAUAAUACGGAAAAUUGGAUAGCAGCAGUGAAAGCAGCAGAUCAGCUCCACAGCGCGUUAUUGGAAACCGAUAAUGUUCUGCGCGUGGAACCGGCUGCACUGUCUCUCGUGGAACAUAUGUGGGCUCUUAGUGAUGCUAUACCAGCAACAAAAGCCCCAACCGAAGGUGUGGUAUGUGCAAUAGUUCGAAACAGCAGUUCAGACUGUAUUCGACAACUCUUACCAACUUUACUAGAGAGAACUACUAGAGAACCACCUCCCAAUGCGCUACCACAUGCCUUGUUGCAAAGGAUUGCGUUGCAUCACUUGGUCGAAUUGGUGUUUGAUCCGAAUGUUAUAAGGCUGCCAGAAUCAGAGCUAGAAGAAGCAAGAUUAAGAUCAGCGUUAUGUCUGGCUCGAGCGGCAGGACCCGCUGCAGUAUUGGCUGCUGUGAGACGAAGACUCUCUGGGUCUUCACAAGCUGAUAUCUUUUGUAAUAAGUUACGAGAUCGGCUAAGCAGACCUAUGGAGAGCGUGCGAUCAUCUCAGUUUACGAAUGGGUACAGAUCACAAUUACCGGUAUCAACCCGUCGUGCCCGAUCAACUCCGCCCGCACCAACACCGCGACCGAGAAGAUUACGGCCAUUACCAGACUCUGCUCCAUUACCUGGUAGUACUUCACCAGGAAGGGUGUUUGAUGUCAAACCGCAAGCAAACUUAAGUGAAAGAGAUUCCAGUGCUAACACGAAUAAUACAGACAAGGCGGUAGAUUCAACCCCUGUGAAAGAUGAAAAACUUACAAUUGAAGAUGUGUCGGAACCGACGGAAAACGAAACGCAGAAAACUGAAGUUAUUUUUCGAGCUCGUACUCCUUCCAUACACGUCGAAGAUUUUUCUGAAAAAUCAAAUGAAUCUCAACCAAGUUUUGACGACAAAACAUCGGCAGGAGAACCAGAAGAAGAAAAACUAGGAGAACAACUAGAACAAACAAUUUCACAAGAAUCUGUGGAGAAAGCUGAAAGUACAGUUUCGCGGCCGCAGAGCGAAAAAUCUGUAACAUCACAACGACCAGCCAGUUAUCAUUCAAGUGAAUCAAUACAAAGUGUUCACAUACAAGAUGAGCCCAAGAGAAUUAUAGAGCGCGAUGUUCGGACAGCAUUAGCAGAGACCAUCUUACCACCUCGCCAUGAAGACUGGGAGGCGAUAGUUAGUGCGUUGGUCGAAAUAGAAAGACUUGCAGCAGAUGAAACAGCUCGUGCUCCAGCUGCAAGCUGGCGAGCUGUUGUCCGUUCUUCUUCAGCUCACGUGCGAUCCCUACGAUCUAGAGUAGCUCGAGCAGCUUGCGCAGCAUUGGGAACAUUGUUCGAACAUCGCGGAAAAAUACUAGAGCCAGAAGUGGAAGAAGCAGCCUGUGCUCUAUUAGAGCGAUGUGCGGAUGCGAAUAGAUUCCUAAGAGCAGAAGCUGCGAAUGCUCUAGGUAGAGUCGCUUGUGGCGCGGGCUGUGCAAGAGCAGGAGUCGCUUUAGCAAGGCGCGGCGCUACACAUAGAGCGGGACCAGUUAGAGCCGCAGCUGCUCAAGCAUUAGCAAGACUUGCGAGACACUAUGGGACAUCGAAAAUUCUAGAACUCCCUCCAGAACCGAGAAUCGUUGUUCUACGAGCCGCUGGAGAACUCCUCGGUGACGCUCACCCAGAAACAAGGCUUCACGCUCGACACCUUUGCGUCACUUUGGCAGAAGACCCGCGCUUCAAUCAAAUGCUCAAAGACUCCAUGACCCCGAGCAGAUAUCGUGCUAUAGAAAAAUAUGUUGAUAAAUUACGCUGUCGGUGAAAUCGCGUGAAAACUUAGCAAUUAUGAAUGUUAAUAUAACUGUUACGCAAUAGUUAACGGUGAACUAAAUAACUAAAUACAAUUUUCGUGAAUUAGUGGUACGAAUAAGUGGAAUUGAAUGAAUGCGAGUUUGACUCACUGCCCAUAAUGUCCCAAAAAUGUGUAGAUAUUCAAUUAAAAUUUAAAGCAUUUAUAUUAUAUAGUAAAGUAAUAAUAUUUGAGUGAUAUUAAACUGAUUUGUGUAUAUUUUUACGGGUAAAAAUUAUA
Messenger RNA from Colias croceus (clouded yellow), 4317 nucleotides. RefSeq lists its product as uncharacterized. The record is from RefSeq and is a predicted model, not a curated record. Gene Ontology annotation, biological process: microtubule cytoskeleton organization. NCBI's taxonomy places the organism in Eukaryota, Metazoa, Arthropoda, Insecta, Lepidoptera, Pieridae. The coding region runs from base 607 to 4050 and encodes 1147 amino acids. Gene Ontology annotation, molecular function: microtubule binding. The transcript has 9 exons. Gene Ontology annotation, cellular component: cytoplasmic microtubule; cilium.